Messenger RNA from Stereum hirsutum FP-91666 SS1, 2019 nucleotides. RefSeq lists its product as uncharacterized. The transcript is spliced from 9 exons. The record is from RefSeq and is a predicted model, not a curated record. Gene Ontology annotation, molecular function: transmembrane transporter activity. The annotation marks the transcript as partial. Gene Ontology annotation, cellular component: membrane. Lineage: Eukaryota; Fungi; Basidiomycota; Agaricomycetes; Russulales; Stereaceae. Gene Ontology annotation, biological process: transmembrane transport.
AUGGAUCCCUCCCCGCCACCAGCGACGGAGCGCGACCCGCUGCUGGUUACGUCUCUCCAGGACCAGCAACAGGAAGGAGAAAGUGAACGAAGGGAGGACAAGAAACCGUUCUAUCGUCCCAGGCCGUUAUGGCUCGUCCCAUUCGCUAUCAUCGCUUCUAUCACCAGAGGAAUGACACUCGCCCCCCGCGUCGAAGUCUUCACCCAACUCUCGUGCAACGCGAUUCAUAGCCACUAUAACCACACCUCGGGCGAUAGCACAUCUCUCCUCAGCGUCUUCAUGCCCUCUUCCUCCCUUUCUCUUGACCCUUCCUACUCUUCCUACUCUUCCUCCUCAUCCCCUUCAUCGCUCAAUUCCCUCAGCAUCCUCUUCCCCUCCUCCUCCUCUUCCUCAGACGACUCAGACAACGAAGAAGACCCCCGCAAUCUCCCCUCGCAAAUCUGCCUCUCCGACCCCGCCGUGCAAGCCGGCGCGGCGCGCCUCCAGACCAUCAUGACGACCACGAUGGGCACCCUGAGCGCGCUGACGACGGGGUGGUGGGGUAGACUUGGGGAGAGGGUGGGGAGGACGAGGGUGUUGAGCGCGGCGGUUGGGGGUAUGUUUUUGACUGAUCUAACAUUCAUCCUCGUCUCCACCCCCUCCUCGCCCCUCUCGCACCACGGCCAUAUCCUCCUCCUGCUCUCGCCCUUGAUCGAGGGUUCACUUGGAGGGUGGUCGACGCUGCAGGCGACGGCGUCGGCGUAUGUGAGCGAUUGUACGAGCGAUGGGUCGAGGGCGCAUAUUUUUAGUCGGUUCAUUGGCGUCUUCUACCUCGGUUUUUCGCUCGGCCCCAUGGUCGGCGCCUACUUCAUCCGCAACCCGCUCCCCAUAUUCUCAGCCAUUUCCCCUUCCUCGCCAUCGCACUCCUCCAACCUACUAGAAACAUUCGCAUCCCGCGCGAUCCCGGGCAGGAGUGGCGUCCCGAACGUGACCUCCGUCUUCUGGGUGGCCAUUCUCUGCAGUUUCGUGAACUUGGUGUUCGCCAUGGGCUUCCUUCCGGAGAGUAUGGAUAAGGUGAAGAGGAGGGCGGCGAUGAAGGCUCGGGAGGCGGAGGAGGCGGAGGAGGCGUUGCGUGCGCAGCAGGAGGAAGUCGACGAGGACGCUGUGCAGGAGGUGGACGGCGGAUCAGGCGUGGCGAAGAGCAAGCUGUUUGGGCCUUUGGCGGUGUUUGCGCCGAGGAAGGUGUAUAGGACGAGCGAUGAGAGCGGGAGGGUUGGAGGGGCGAGGACGGAUUGGAGCUUGACGCUUUUGGCGGGCAGUUUGGCAUUUUAUUUGUUGAGCAGUGGUAUAUUCCAGAUCAAGUACCUCUAUGCGGAACAUCAGUUCGGAUGGAGCGCUGAACAGCUGAGCUACUACAUCUCCUUCGUCGGCGGCGCGCGCGCGAUCUGCCUCCUCUUCGUCCUCCCCACAAUAAUCUCCUACUUCAAGCCCAAGCCAGUCCCCACCCCAAUCACAGUCGCAGUUGCAGACGGUGCCUCAACCUUGACCUCUACAGCAGCAGCAGCAACGACAGCCGAGGAAGCGCUCCACCAUUCCAUCACCUUCGACCUCACGCUCGGCCGGCUCUCCCUCGUGCUCGACAUCCUCUCGCACACGCUCGUCUCGCUCCCCAUCUCAGAUUCAUCGUUGCGCUUCGCGGGGCUCACGGUCAUUUCGUGUUUUGCGUCCGGCAUGCAUCCGGCGGCGCAGAGUUUGGCGGUGUGUAUCAUGCAGAGGCAGGCGUUGAGGGGCGUCGGGGAGGAGGGCGACGAUGAUGGACACGAGAGCGGGCAGGGUGGGCAGAGGACGACGAAGAAGAAGGUGGAGGGGAUGGGGCCGUUGUUUGGUGGUGUGGCGGCGUUGCAGGCUAUGGGGCAGAUGAUUCUCGGGCCUCUCAUUUUCGGUGUCCUCUACUCAUCGACGGUCGCGACCCUCCCCAAAGCGAUAUUCAUGCUCGCAGGCGCACUCGCCACGGCCUCGCUCGUCAUCCUCUUCCUCAUC